Messenger RNA from Coccinella septempunctata (seven-spotted ladybird), 894 nucleotides. RefSeq lists its product as uncharacterized. The transcript has a single exon. Bases 1 to 765 code for a protein of 254 amino acids. NCBI's taxonomy places the organism in Eukaryota, Metazoa, Arthropoda, Insecta, Coleoptera, Coccinellidae. The record is from RefSeq and is a predicted model, not a curated record.
AUGAAAAAGACCGAGCACAAAAGGAAUAGAAGCGAGGAAGAGGAAGAAGAUAUUUUAGUGGAAAAUAAAAAAGUACUGCGAUCGCCGACUGUUAAGAACAGGGGAAAAGAGAUGGACAUCGAAAAUUUAGAAAGAAUGUUCCAGAGGAUGAUGGAAGAGAUGAAGUUGGAGAUCAGAAGGAAUACUGAGGAAGUGAAGUUGGAAAUGAAGAAUUUGAAAGAAGAGAUGAAGAAGAGAGAAAAGAAGUGGGAGGACGAGAGGAAGGAGUUGGAGGGAAGAAUAAAAGUUUUGGAGGAGAAAGCGGAUCGAGAAGAGAAAAUGAAGAGGAAAAAUAACAUAGUAGUGAAAAAUUUGAAGGUUUAUGAUGGGAAAGAAAAAGAAGAAGUUAAAAAACUGGUUGAUGAAGAGUUGAAUUUGAAAGUGGACAUAACUAAGGCGUAUAAAAUAAAUCGAGGAACGAAAGUAGAGAUGAUAGUCGCUGAAAUUGCAAGCUGGGAUCAGAAACAGAAUAUAAUGAAGGCAAAACAGAGAUUGAAGGGGAAAGAUAUUUACAUAGAUAAUGAUCUGACUCUAAAGGAAAGACAAGUUCAAAAACAGAUUCUUGAAAUAAGCAGAGUUGAAAAAAGCAAGGAGAAGAAAGUGAGGGUAGGAUAUAGGAAAAUAUUUAUAGAUGGAAAGCUUUUUGUAUGGGAUGAUGACGAACAAGGGGUGAAGGAGAAAGAGUAUGCGAACAUAAAUAAAGAGGCUCACUCGUCAAAAAACUAGUGAAAAAAGGAGGAUGUAGGACCAUGGCAACGACCCAGCAGGAAAAGGAAUCUGAAUUUGGAGAAAAACUUUGCACUACACAGGGAAAAUUUAGAGGAAGAGAUGGAAAUAUAAACUCGUCGAGGAAUC